UUGUUGGUUGAGCCGGGCCGAGCAGAACCGAGCCAAGACAGCAGGACUGUAGAACCGAAGAAGGAAGAGGAACCAGAACAAAUAACUGUCCUGGAAGAUAAUAUUUAAUUUAACCUUGGAGUCGGGUUUUCAUUCUGAUAUAACUGACUGCUGAAUAUAUUAUACUCUGUGACGUAAAUGUGUGUUAUUACGUGUUUGUUUGCACUUGGGUGGACCUUCAGCUAAAACGUUCAAAUAGUACAACAGACAAACUCGUAAGAGAGGAAGAAAUGGAGAAAUCAGAUGUCUUCUCCUCGGACCGAAAUAUCCUGUGCCUGUUUGACGUGGACGGUACUUUGACUCCACCGAGAGAGAAAAUCGACCCUCAGUUGGACGAGUUCUUCCAGUCGCUCCGGAGGAAAGUGAAGAUCGGCAUUGUGGGAGGGUCGGACUACUCCAAGAUAGCUGAGCAGCUCGGGGACGAUGUGGUGGACAAGUUUGACUAUGUGUUUGCUGAGAACGGGACGGUGCAAUACAAAGACGGAAAACUCUUCUCAAAGCACGCCAUUCAGAACCAGCUCGGGGAGGAGCUGCUGCAGGACCUGAUCAACUUCUGCCUCAGCUACAUGGGGCUCAUCAAGCUGCCAAAGAAAAGGGGAACGUUCAUUGAAUUCAGGAAUGGCAUGCUCAACAUUUCCCCCAUCGGUCGAAGCUGCACGCGAGAGGAGAGGAUCGAGUUCUCUGAAAUCGAUAAGAGAGAGAAGAUCCGGGAGAAGUUUGUUGCUGCCCUGAAAGAGGAGUUUGCUGGAAAAGGACUGCGGUUCACUAAAGGCGGUCUCAUCAGCUUCGAUGUGUUUCCGGAGGGUUGGGACAAGAGACUGUGUUUGGAGCUGCUGGACAGCGAGGGCCUGGACUCCAUCUACUUCUUCGGCAACGAGACCUCAGAUGGAGGCAACGAUUAUGAAAUCUUCAACGACCCGCGGACCAUCGGUUUCACCGUCUUCUCUCCGGAGGACACGGCCCGGUACUGUCGGGAGAUUUUCUUUGACGCUCCGCCUCACGAGGCUUGAUUUCCCUGAUCCCUUUACCCACAAUCCCCUCUGAUGCCUGCCUGUGGCUUUCUGCUUGUACGACAACAAGCAACUCUAAUGCAGGUCAUUUAUGAACCACUCCGAGGUACUACUACUGAUUUUCUCCCUUUUAAUAAUAUGAAAACAACGGGCAGCAGCGCGAUGAUUUGACUACAUUUUAAACGUUAGUCCUACUGCUUUUUAAAGAUUUUUAAAAAGGAACAGAGGAGGUGUUACAUGUUAAAGUAAUGUGCCAGACGAUUAGCAUGUAGCUUAAAUCAGCUAAAAAACUAAUAGAGAUUAUAAAAGAUGUUAUUGUUGAAAGUUAUUACUCCAGAUUAUUUGAGUAUAAAGUGAUUUUUUGCACUAAUCUUGGGAAUCAUUUCAUACCAAUUGUUGGUAUUGUUGAUCAUUGCUGAAAGAGAUGGUAAGAGUGAAAGAGAGAGAUAUUACAUAGGGUGAGGAGUCCAUUUUGAAAAUGAGAUAUGAAUGAAGCAUAAAAAGAACACGUGGCUUUUUAUUCCUCGGAAGUUGAGGAUGUAUGAAUCAUUCCAGUUAUGAAUGUCUCUGGGAUUUAUUAUGUAUUUACUGUGUGAUCCCUUAAAUAUCAAAUGUUUUUAAGCUUCAGGGGAGAAGCUUGUUUUGCAUCUCUAGGUAUUUUAAAUUCAAUAAAAGGAACAUAUAUCAGAUUUUAUUUACUACUGAAUCAAUUAAUUGAUCUUAACCCGUGAGUUGAGCUGCUACCAAGUCACUCUGCACACAAUGUGCCAGACGGUUAGCAUGUAGCUUAAAUCAGCUAAAAAGCUAAUAGAGAUUAUAAAAGAUGUUAUUGUUGAAAGUUAUUACUCCAGAUUAUUUGAGUAUAAAGUGAUUUUUUGCACUAAUUUUGGGCAUAAUUUCAUACCAAUUGUUGGUAUUGUUGAUCAUUGCUGAAAGAGAUGGUAAGAGUGAAAGAGAGAGAUAUUACAUAGGGUGAGGAGUUCAUUUUUAGCUGCUACCAAGUCACUGCACACUUCUGUCAGUCAUUAUUUUGAAUGUAAAAUAUUUUUACAAACUGUAUCGUGGCUUGAAUGCUGGUCGAAUGUAAACAUCAAUUAUUAUGCUUGGUUGUUGUCUCUAACUCUUUUAAUAUGAAGCUGUUUAAGGGUUUUUUAAAUAACUUUUAAAUGUGUGAACACUAAAUGGGUAAUGGGUUUUUAUUCUGCCAUGGCUCAGAAUAAUAACGCCUCUCUGAUGUAUCAGUAAUGUAAAUAUGAGGCUUCUAAAGGCAUCAGCUGCAGGACUGGUAACACUCCUUCAAAAGACUCAACGGAUCAUGUAGAAAAACACUUUUAUGCACAGCAGAAAAUGUUAAUGUGUUGCUAACUGAUUACUUUAAUUAUUUUCUGGAUAAAAAAGUGAAUUAAUUGUAUUAAAACCUUUUUGAUAUCUUGCACUGAU
Trematomus bernacchii (emerald rockcod) is the source of this 2489-nucleotide messenger RNA. It is a transcript of the gene pmm1, whose product is annotated as phosphomannomutase 1. The coding region runs from base 270 to 1049 and encodes 259 amino acids. The record is from RefSeq and is a predicted model, not a curated record. The transcript has 8 exons. Gene Ontology annotation, cellular component: cytosol. Gene Ontology annotation, biological process: protein N-linked glycosylation; GDP-mannose biosynthetic process; mannose metabolic process. Gene Ontology annotation, molecular function: phosphomannomutase activity. NCBI's taxonomy places the organism in Eukaryota, Metazoa, Chordata, Actinopteri, Perciformes, Nototheniidae.